Molecule: messenger RNA, 1333 nt
Organism: Pangasianodon hypophthalmus (striped catfish)
Lineage: Eukaryota; Metazoa; Chordata; Actinopteri; Siluriformes; Pangasiidae
Gene: lft2
Product: lefty2
Exons: 4
Coding region: 114-1187 (357 amino acids)
Biological process (GO): SMAD protein signal transduction; BMP signaling pathway
Cellular component (GO): extracellular region
Molecular function (GO): transforming growth factor beta receptor binding; growth factor activity; cytokine activity
Source: RefSeq, a predicted model, not a curated record
AAGUGGUCUAGACGUGAUGUGAUGCAGGGGGUCGAGCUGGAUAUAAGGAGAGGACACUCCUUCACCUUCAGUCACUUUACAGUAGUGAACGUGUAGCACUACGACACUGCGACAUGGCUCUCCUCAUCCACCUGCUGCUGUGUGCAGCGCUCAUCUCUCUGGCGCAGACAUACUCCACUGAAGACAUGAAGGAGGCCAUUCUCCAAAAACUCGGACUAACGGAACUCCCCAACAUCCACAAGAGAGAUUUAGAAAGUCUUGUGGUGCCGAAUCACAUCAAGACUAAGUAUCUGUCCAUGCUGAAACUGCACCAUGCUCGGAGGCGGAGGUCUCUGCCCAGUUUGGCGGGAAUCCUCAGGCGUAUCCAUGGCAACACAGAUAUAACAGGGGAAGUUAAGUACUCAGACAUGACUCGCCAGCAUCUCGUGUUUGACAUGGAGACACGGUUGAAAGAGAACAGCGAGGUGGCCAUGGCAGAGCUCAGACUUUACCAGACCGCGCCGCGGAAGCUGCCUGUGAGCGAGAAGAAGAAGCACAGAGCCGUCAAUCACGCUCGGGUCAGCAUAUACUGGGUGUGCAGAGACUCCAACCACACCUCCCUGGUAGACUCAAGGUUGGUGAAAGUGAACGAGGUCGGCUGGAGGAGCUUUGACGUGACCCAUGCGGUUCAUUACUGGUCCAAGUCCCUGACGAAAAGCCCACUGCACCUGGAGGUGCGGAUCGAGGGAGAGAGGCCUGGAAGUUAUGCAGCCGAAAUGGCAAAGCGAGUGCGGUUCACCACGCAAACCUCCCUGAACACCCUCGACAAGACUGCAGGGACACCUGAGCUCGUUCUGUACACCCUGAACUUGGAAGAAUAUGGGUCCCUGGGCGACUGCAGGCGCGGCGCAGAGAGUCAGGCGUGUUGCAGGGAAGAGCAUUACAUCAACUUCCGGGAAGUAACGUGGGCGCAGUACUGGAUCCUGGAGCCCGCUGGAUACCAGGCUUUCCGCUGCGCAGGAGGAUGUAAGCAGCCGAAGCGCAAUUACGGCUACGGCCCGAGAUCCUGCUCAGUGGUGGAAAGCGCACCUCUGCCGGUGAUGUACCUGCUGAAGAAAGGGGACUACACCCAGAUCGAAGUGGCCGAAUUUCCCAACAUGAUCGUUGAAAAGUGCGGAUGUUCCAUGGACAAGAUUUCCACCGCUUAAACGCGAGGACUUCUCACUAUUCAACUGAGCACUUGAAAAUAAUAGGUUUAAUAUUGUCUUGAGUCACGUUAGUUUAUUUUGCACCAUAGAAGGCACUGUGUGAUUUCACUUUUAUCUUCUGAAAAUAAAAACAAUUAAUGUCUUAA